CGGGGCGCGGGAAGAUGGCGGCCGCCACAGAACUGCGGCUCGACAAAGUUUCCGGAGAGUUGUCCGGCCGCUAGGGUCCGCCGCCGCCGCCGCCGCCGCCUGGCUGUGCGCCCGGGCCCCGGAGGCCCCCGCAGUCGCUGCAAACGACUCCCCGCAGGGGAGACCGCCGCCCCGACGCUUCGGCCAGGUCUUCAUCUGAGGCAAGAAAUGAUGCUCAAAGAAGUUCUAAAUGUCCUGGAUUUCUUGGAGGAAAUGCAAGUGGUUCAUUUUUGAAGUGUCGAAAAGAAACCUGACUCGCAGUUUACAUGUGUAGAUCACUGCGUUACUGUGUCAGCCACUGCCUCUAUGCAGCAAUGACAAAAUUGGAGGAUGCGAACAGAGAAGUGAACAUGCAUUCUUCAGUCCGCUACCUUGGCUAUUUAGCCAAAAUCAACCUGUUGGUAGCCAUAUGCUUGGGCCUUUACGUAAGAUGGGAAAAGACGGCGGAUGCCCUAAUUUUAGUCAUCUUUAUCUUGGGUCUUUUUGUUCUUGGAAUUGCCAGCAUACUGUAUUACUAUUUUUCCAUGGAGGCAGCGAGUUUAAGUCUCUCUAAUCUUUGGUUUGGAUUUUUGCUCGGCCUCCUGUGCUUCCUGGAUAAUUCCCCUUUCCAAAACGACACGAAAGAAACGGCCACCAAAUAUCUGCUCCUUACAUCCUUGGGGUUGAGGAUACUCUGUGCCUUGGUGGAACGAAGCUGCGGCUGCGUCCGUCACCGCCCCACCCUGCUGACCUCGGUGGAGUUUCUGGAGCUGGUUGGAUUUGCCAUUGCCAGCACGACCAUGCUGGUGGAAAAGUCUCUGAGCGUUAUCCUGCUGGUCGUCGCUUUGGCCCUGCUGAUCAUUGACCUGAGGAUGAAGUCAUUCCUAGCUAUUCCAAACCUGCUGAUUUUUGGAGCCCUGUUAUUUUCUCCCUCGUUGGAAGCUCCCCCUAACCCGAUAGCCUUUGCCUGUUUCUUUAGCUGCUUGAUCGCAGACCCGCUUCUUGACAUCUACUUCAGUGGCCUUUCUGUGACCGAGCGAUGGCAACCCUAUUUGUUCCGCGGGCGACUUUGCAGAAGACUCUCGGUCAUUUCAAUCGCAUUGGUUGAAUUUGCUUUUUUUAUUCUUUCCGCUUUUAAACUUGGCAACUCUUACCUCUGGUACUUUGUGAUUCCGGGAUUUUCCAUUUUUGGAAUUUUCUGGGUGAUUUGCCAUGUGAUUUUCCUUAUAACUCUCUGGGGGUUCCAUACCAAAUUAAACGACUGUCACAAAGUCUACGGCACUCACAGGGUAGAUAACAACAGCCUCGAUCGAGUCAUGGCCUCUAAAGGGAUGCGUCAUUUUUGUUUAAUUUCAGAACGACUUGUCUUUUUCAGCCUCCUUGCAACAGCAAUUUUGGGUGCAGUAUCUUGGCAGCCAAACAAUGGAAUUUUCCUGAGCAUGUUUCUCGUUGUUUUACCCCUGGAAUCCAUGGCUCACGGUCUUUUCCAUGAACUGGGAAACUGUUUAGGAGGAACAUGCGUGGGAUACGCUAUUGUGAUCCCCACCAACUUCUGCAGCCCAGAUGGUCAGCCAACGCUUCUCCCUCCUGAGCACGUGCAGGAGUUGAACUUGAGGUCUACAGGCAUGCUUAAUGCUGUCCAGCGAUUUUUUGCGUAUCACAUGAUUGAAACAUACGGGUGUGACUAUUCUACCAGCGGACUCUCGUUUGACACGCUACAUUCCAAGCUCAAAUCUUUUCUUGAACUGCGGACUCUGGAUGGUCCCAGACACGAUACCUACAUUUUAUAUUAUAGCGGUCAUUCCCAUGGCACAGGAGAGUGGGCCCUAGCAGGGGGAGACGUAUUAAGCCUGGACACCCUUUUAGAAUGGUGGAGAGAGAAGAAUGGGUCUUUCUGUUCCCGACUCCUCAUUGUGUUAGACUGCGAGAACUCUGCGCCUUGGGUUAAGGAAGUCAGAAAAGUCGAUGACCAGUAUGUUGCAGUGCAAGGAGCAACGAUGGCCAAAAUGGUGGACGUUGAAGAAGCCGACCCCGCUCAGCUGGGCGAUUUCACCAAAGAGUGGGUAGAGUACAACUGUAACCCAAACAACAUCAUCAGCUGGACCGAAAAGGGGCGUACCGUGAAGGCGGUGUAUGGCGUAUCCAAACGCUGGAGUGACUACACGCUUCAUUUGCCGACCGGAAGCGAUAUGGCCAAGCACUGGAUGCUUUACUUUCCCCAUAUUACCUAUCCAUUGGUGCACUUAGCAAACUGGUUUUGUGGUCUGAACCUUUUCUGGGUAUGCAGAGUUUGCUUUAGAUGUUUAAAAAGAUUUAAAAUGAGUUGGUUUCUUCCUACCGUGCUGGACACAGGACAAGGCUUCAAACUUGUUCGAUCAUAAUCGGGAGCCAGAGGUGGAACGUUAUCUGGGAGACGUUAUCUGGAUGUUCUUGCAGUCAACCACAACUAAAUGGCCAUUGUUACUUUUGGAUGAUAUUCUGCUACUUCCGUAGCCAUUGCCCUCACUCUGUUCAUCUUAAGCAAUCGCAGUAUAUGCAAGGGAUUGGACUCUAAAUCGAUUUCAAUUAAAAACUUUUUUUGUGUAGUGGACUUGCUGCCAAGUUUUGGGUAGGUUCCAAAGAUCGAUUAAAGGUCACCACGCCCUUGGAGAGCUUGAAAGCUCAUGGCUCAGAAAGCAGUCUCCUGUCCCUGCGUGGAACUCGCCAGCCUAAAACCCCUCAGGCCCCGUUGGUCUAGCUGCUGGAUUAGUGAAGGGCAGGGGUAGUUAGCUACCUCUGUAGGACCACUGUGGCCGUGAAAGGCCCUCCUCUGGGACUAGAGUCCCAGAUUGAGUCGAUUCUCUUGUCGCAAGAUGAUCGCAAAUCCACUCUGCCUCGGAUGAGAAUUGGGAAUGACUCUUCUUCCCAACACCAGUUUUAAGUCUCAAAGACUCUAAGUUAAACAGACCAGCCUGGCUCAAAUGUCCGCUGGAUCUGAUUUCCCCGAUUAAAAUCUGAACGUAUUCGAAAAGCUACCGAGGACCCAAAAUUAUCUAUUUGGUUAGCGAUCCCGACACAGUUCAAGCAGGCAGCUACCAAAGGCCACAAUCUCUUCCUGCCUUCACAGCGGGCAAUAUGUUGAUCGCAGGAACUGGGUAACCUUAAGGGGCUGUUAUCUCAGGGUUAUUUAAUGGUUUUCGUGCCAAAAAAAAAAAAACAAAAAAAAUGUUCCCAGAUGCAGAUUUUGUUCAUAGAUGGUGCUUUGGAAAGAUCACAUAUUUUCCAAGUGGGAAUUUGAGAAGAAUGUGAAUAGGGUUUUCCACCUUUUUGACACUCAGCAAUCCUCCCUUAAAAUUUCUCUUUUAAAUCCCACUGAAAAUGUAUUUGUAGCAUUGUCUUGCUAAAACAGAUAAGGGAGAGGUGAUUUUGCCCAAAAAAUGGAGUCCGUGUAAUACAGCUGUUCAGCGCAGCAAUUGUGGUGUUGCCAAAAGUAAGUUUUAGCUUUAGGCUAAACAUGUUUUUGAGGAAAUCUGUCACUGCCUAAUGAGAUCAGGUAGCUGUGGAGUCUCCAGUCACAUGCCUCGGGUCCCAUUUGCAUUCCUAAUCUUGAGAUACCAGGUAGGUUUUAGCUAGCACAGUAAGUAGUCAAAUUCUUGAGGUCCAGGUGAAUGUCUGAUUUUGGGGUCCGUUGCCACUGCUGCUUGUUUAAAUCAGGAAGUUCCUUCCCAUAAUGAAGGAUCGUUUCUCCAGCUUCCAAGAAAUUAAAUAGUGCCUCGACCUUGGACUCUUCCCUCCUCUUGAGGAUUUACUUAAGUAGUAUUUCAGAAAAGGAUACACACCCCUUUCCCUGAAUCAUUGUUCUGGACCCUUCAUGUUUUCAUGUCGGGGUAAGUAAGUAAGCAUAAUGCAGAUAGAUAGGCCUGUUUUCCUAGUGUCUAAGACAAUCUGAUCCAUUUCUUUAGGUUUUUAAUGAAAUUUGCUAUUAUGGUUUGAAACAGCUGAAAAGAGUCAUGGUGAAUGCAGGCCAAGUCCUUGAAGCGUCAAGGUGUACACAAUGGCCUGAAUUUUUCAGUUUUGUCAGGCCCCAAAAUAAAUGCCAUUUGCCUAAAAUACUCAGAUAAGGAAGGUCAAAUUGUAUUUUUUUCCAAGAUAUAAUUUGCCCAGCCUCUGACACUUGUAAUAUCCCUCUUUUAAGCUUUAAGAGUAGUAGUACUGUUUUUGAGUGUGGACAGCUCUUUUGUUGAAGAAAUAUUUUGCUGAUUUGAGGAAUGAUUUGAAAGCGCCUCGUAAUGAGACUAAAUAGUUUGUGGUAGUGAAUUUGACGCAAACUAGUGGCUCCCACAAGAGCCAAAUCAUCCGAUAAGCUAAACGUCCUUCCUCAAAUUCCCCUAAGAUCCUGUAUCAGGAAAAGUGGUUUAAAAAGAAAAUGUUGCUCUCCAACAGAAAGGCAAAUAUAAAACCCAUUUCUCCACAGCCUUAUAUUUCAAGCUAUUGCUCUUCUGGCCACAAAGAUGUUCCUGAAGACAAAAGACUCAACAGGAGUCACAUGUUUCGAGUCACUUAAAGUCAGAGAUACUUUUGAUUGUUUUUUGACAAGUUUUCUAAAUUCUGGUGGGUAGCGCUGCUUCUGGAGGCCCUGGAUCAAGAAAGGAAUGCUGAAUGAGUGUGACUUGAGCUCCAUGCCUAUUGGAGAGCAAAUGAAGGUGCCGGGUUUAGAUUCGCUCCUCCCAAAGAAAGUGAGAUCUCUCAUCAGAGACCUGGCUAGAAGCCGCAGCAGCGAGAGUGUUAUUGAGGUUGCACCUUGGAUUAGAGGAAGCCCGGUGGGAAACCGUAUGUUUGCCAAGUGAUCCAUCCGGGGAACUAGAGAGAAAAAAAGAUAGAGGUUUGAAAUGUACCGAGUCGUUGGUGAAGGUAACAUACUUCCGCACACUCUCUAGGAAGAGGUAUAACUGUAGAGUUAUUAUUUUUCAGAUCCUUCGGUACUGGUUUCAGGUACCUUAAAGAAAACCUUUCAUCUUAUCGUUACUAGCUGCUCCAUCCAGUGUAACUGUACAGCUCCCUGCAGCCCAUGUCAUUGAGGUGGGACCGGAGUGGUCUGCAAGCAGAGGCCGUAGGGGGAGCACAGGUGACACACACAAAGCCCCGAAUCAUCUAUCCUGUUUCAAUUCUUCAGUCAUCCUUUUGGAAAGUUGGUACUUGUCUUUUUUCAAGACAACCAUUCUUCCCAUGAUGGCUUGGAGUGCUGUUCCGUAGCUUUGUCACUUGCACUUCCUGCAUUUCUGUCUUUUACAACUACAAGUGUUGUGGUAAAGCCCUGUUUUCAGAAAGGCCACUUUACGACCAGCGUUUUCUUAGAAGGGUAUACUUUUAAAGAGACUGUUCACUAAAGACACAUUUGCAUUUCACUGGGCUUUUGUCCUACUAGAUUCUCCUCAUAUUGGAUCCUAUUUAUAAAGGAACAUUUCUGUAUAUAAUGUUUUUCUUAAAUAUAUUUGCUGUUUUCGAUACCGGCCUCUGCUUUUGGUUCUGUCAUAAUUAUAGCUUGGUCUUUUAGGUGGGAUCGGCCAUUACCUGCCGCCAUUUUAUUGUAAUUAACUGAAAUCCGGCGAAAAGGGGUUUUUUUGUUAUUACGUAAGAAUGAAUUGGGAAUACGCCUAGCCCUGAACACUCAACAAGGAUCUAAUAUUGCCUUACAUGUCUCUAAAUAUAUGUCAUCUAUGGCUGUAGCAUUUUCGUUCUCAGCAGAUAUGGAAGUCCAAAAAGGUGAAGUACUUUAAGCUCUUUAUGCGUUUUUAUAAAACAGAAUAACCAUUUCUUAGUCCACAGCAAGCAGAUUAUUUUUCAAAGGCAGAAUUGUGCAACUCUGGGUGAAAGAAGCUUGGCACAUUUCAUAUUUCUAAGAAAUGAAUUUGAGCAAUUUCUUAAAUUAGGCAAGGAAAAAUAUUGACUAGGGUGAAGACAACCUGCCAGCUAGAAGAAAAAUAGGUGCCCAAACACCCCUGCUCUAUAGUGCUAAUAUUACGCUUUUCAGUUGUGUGUUGCUUCCUACUAAGAAGUAUGUAGUCCAACCGAAGUCUUUAGCAACCACAAAUGACUCAGUAAAAGAAAAGACUGAGUACUGAAGAAAGAUUAGGGAAAUUGGUUAUAACAUUAACCACAAGUAAAUUGCAGAGAAAGCAAUGUGUGAUUCAUGGAAAAAAAAAAAUUACUGGCAAUCUAAAUUGAGAAAUUGCAGAUAAAUUCAAAUCCUGACUUGUUUCUUUGUUCACUUUUCAUAAAUUGCAAUAGAAGGAAAUUACAAGAAAGUUUAAGCUUUUCAACAUACUAUAUUUUCCAGCUGUAUUGCAUUAGUAGAAUUCUGACCAGAGGCAUGUCAGGUUGACCAUCUGAAAAUAAACACAUUGUCAUCACCAGGCAAUAAAAGCCAUUCUCAUUUGUUUCUGAA
Messenger RNA from Ornithorhynchus anatinus (platypus), 6442 nucleotides. It is a transcript of the gene TMEM168, whose product is annotated as transmembrane protein 168. The record is from RefSeq and is a predicted model, not a curated record. Lineage: Eukaryota; Metazoa; Chordata; Mammalia; Monotremata; Ornithorhynchidae. Bases 306 to 2399 code for a protein of 697 amino acids. The transcript is spliced from 5 exons.